AUGCGACCGAGAACCUCAGAAACGGCAUCCCAGCCUUCUCAGGCCCAGGCGACAUCCGUUUCCUCAAACCAUCACCAAGCCCUCGGGUCCGCCCCGCCUCCAGCCGAUACUUACUCCGACCAACAAUCACAAUACCACCUCCACCGCGAACCCAACCAGCAGCAGCAACAACAGCCUCACGACCCUCCGACACAUGGGCAACCAGCGUACUCUUCUUACAGCCAAACGUUCCCCGUGAUACCCUCAUCCUACUACCACGAGCCUGGCUCAUUUAUACACGACGACUACGACGAUUACGAAGACUACGAGGAUGACGACGACGACGACGAUGAUGCGGAGGGUGAGGAUGACGACCUAGACAUGAGCGACAGCGAUGGAGGUGCUCCCUUGGAUCAUGUCAUGACAGUCACCAGCCUUCUGUCUCCCAUGCCCGACAACGAGGCCGAGAUGGACCCCCCUCAGUCGUUCUCAGGGAAUCAUCACUUUGAGCAACCCGUACAUUCGCCACAAGAGCAGCACACGUCCACGGGGCCGCCUGCUCACAUGAUUAACUACUGGAACGUAUCGAUUGCAGCUGGUCAUGCAUUUCUUGAUCCGAUAGGAGCCCAUCAUCCCACCCCACUUGAUACGACUCCUUUCCAUCCCAUGCUCCAUUCUGGAGCCAUGGAUGACGACGACGACGACGAUGAUGUUUUCUAUCCACCUGUAGCCGAGCAGCUCCAACAAUUUCAAACAGUGGUUGCCAACGAGGACGAAAUAGCAUGGGAAAAUGCAGGUCCGCCGGCCCUCAGCAAUCCCAAUCCAAGCACCCUCGGUCCGGAAAAUCCUGGUCUGACCGAUUUUCUCAAGGGCUGGGCCUGGCGUAACGGAUUUCAGUCCCGAGGACCUAGUCCUGGAAUUCGUCAAAUCAAUGCACAGGUCUCGCGGGAUGUCACGCGCGUGCGAUACUCGGAUUUGGAGGGCGAUGCAUACGACGCGCAGGGCAUCGACUGGGAAGCCUUGGGGGUGACACGCAAGAAUGCUCGAGAGCGGAGGUGCCUCGACUACAAGAACUACACAAACAGGACAGAUUCCGACAUAUGGGCGCCCCAUCUGCCAGACAGGAUUAUACGAAAUACCGAAGAUUUCUUCAGGUUUCGUCGCAUGGACAUCCGUCAAAACGUUCACUUGGCCCAUUUCCAGCUGCGCAAUAUCCUAGCAUGUGCUGGGCGCAGCCAUGCCUUCUAUCCGGGUCAGCGAGCCGUUCACCGGAUCAACCCCGUAUCGGGAGAGAGUGAAGUGGCCAUGGACCUCAACGACAUGAUUGGCGUCCAGAUUUCAACUUUGGACGCCGACUGCGGCAUCUUGAUUGCGGGUACUUUCAACGGAGAGUACUGCAUGCGAAACAUUUACAGCCAGGAUAAGAAGUACACCGAAGGACAGAUCACCAGCCACGUAAGUGGCAUAACCAACCAUCUGCAGAUCCAUGCUUCCAGGAACUCAUCCUCACCGCUGGCCGCCUUUGCGUCCAACGACCAAGGCUUCCGUGUCAUGGAUGUGGCCACCGAGAAGUUCGUUCUGGAUACACAAUACGGCUGUCCCAUCAACUGCUCCGCUCUGUCCGCUGAUCGUCGUUUGCGCGUAAUGGUUGGUGAUAAUUACAACGUCCUGAUUGCAAACGCGGAUACUGGUGAAAUAUUGCAAGAGUUGGGAGGCCACCGUGACUUUGGGUUCGCGUGCGACUGGUCAGACAAUAGCUGGACCGUUGCAACCGGUUUCCAGGACAUGAGUGUGAAACUCUGGGACGCUCGAAUGUGGACCAACUCAGACGGUACCAGCAAACCACUCACCACGAUUCGCUCCGAGAUGGCAGGUGUCCGCAGCUUGAGGUUCUCUCCCACCGGCAGCGGCCCUCAAGUUCUCGUAGCAGCCGAGGAAGCCGACUAUGUCAACAUCAUCGACAUUCAAAGUCUAGCCCACAAGCAGACAUUUGAUAUCUUUGGGGAGAUUGGAGGUGUCGAGUUCACCAACGACGGCCAGGACCUCAAUAUUCUCUGCAUGGAUCGUACUCGUGGAGGGCUGGUUCAACUGGAGCGUUGCGACUUAGCGUCUAGCUCCGAUUUUGAGUACGCACAUCAAGCGGCAGCCAUGGAUCCUUGGUGGAGGCCCAGCCAGAGCGGAAUACUAUCUGAUGCAGAUAUGGUUCAGACGAAACUGCCAGCUCAGCGGGAAAGGGGGUACGACCUCUUUGAUGACUUGGAGCCUUUCUGA
Colletotrichum costaricense is the source of this 2250-nucleotide messenger RNA. RefSeq names its product WD domain-containing protein. Gene Ontology annotation, molecular function: protein binding. The record is from RefSeq and is a predicted model, not a curated record. The coding region runs from base 1 to 2250 and encodes 749 amino acids. The transcript has 2 exons. NCBI's taxonomy places the organism in Eukaryota, Fungi, Ascomycota, Sordariomycetes, Glomerellales, Glomerellaceae.